CCUGCAGAAGUUAAACGACAAGAGGAGUCUAAAAGAAAAAGGGUAAAAAAAAAGAAUAAAGCGAAAGACAUCCCAACAUGCAAGUCUGUAUUAUAAUAAUUACCAUCAUCUGCCGUUUGACAGAUAAGCUGUCCCUUUUUGUCUCUUCCUUCUCAUUCUUAGCUAUACUCACAACCGUAAUAAACGCUUUUAUAAACAACCUCUGUUCACUUUUACUUUAAACCCCAUUCUUCAUCUUCAACAACUUUCUCUUGCUACUUCUUAAUAUUAAUCUCCUCACAACCAUGGGCUCAAGAGCUAGAAGGAAGCAAAGAUGGUGCACACAAACCUUAACUCCGCUGCUAGAAGGUCCUGACCCUGACAUGCAAGAAGAAGGUAACAAAAAGGAAAGUUCAUGGGAAGUAAUUCGUGAAUGGUUUCGAUUGCAAAAGGGUCUUCCAGCAGGUAACAGUUUUUCAGUAUCGUUACAUGGGAGUAUUCCAGUCAAAGGACAAGAUUUAAGGCUUUUACUUGGAGUUUUGGGCUGCCCUCUAGCUCCAAUCCCUCUAGUUAACGACCCCAUUCAUCGCAUUCACAUUAAAAACACUCCUAUUGAAAAUUCUGCCGCGCAUUAUAUCAUCCAACAAUAUUUGGCAGCAACAGGGUGUUUAAAGCAACAAAAAUGUAUGAAAAACAUGUAUUCAACAGGGAGUGUGAAGAUGAUUCGUUGCGAGACAGAAAUUUCCUCGGGAAAAAACGUGAAGAGCUUGGGGACUAGAAGUGGCGAAAAUGGGUGCUUUGUUCUUUGGCAAAUGUUGCCGGGGAUGUGGUCUCUUGAAUUGGUUGUUGGGGAAAAUAAGGUCAUAGCAGGAAGCGAUGGGAAGACCGUGUGGCGUCACACUCCUUGGCUUGGCACUCAUGCUGCCAAGGGCCCCCAACGCCCUCUACGUCGCAUAAUCCAGGGCUUGGAUCCAAAGAGUACAUCCAGCUUAUUUGCUAAAGCACAAUGCUUAGGGGAGAAAAGAAUUGGCGAGGAUGAUUGCUUCGUCUUAAAAGUAGCUGCUGAUCGAGAAGCUGUAAUGGAAAGAAGUGAAGGGCCAGCUGAGGUGCUAAGGCAUGUACUGUAUGGCUAUUUUUGCCAAAAAAGUGGCCUUUUGAUGUAUUUAGAGGACUCCCAUCUAACAAGGGUGCAAACUCCAGAAAAUGAAACUAUCUAUUGGGAGACUACUAUAGGAAGUAGUAUUGGCGACUAUAGAGAUGUGGAUGGUGUGUUAAUUGCUCAUCAAGGAAGGUCAAUUGCUACAGUUUUUCGAUUCGAGGAAGUGUCAGUGCAACACAGUAGGACUAGAAUGGAAGAAGUAUGGAGGAUCGAUGAUGUUGUGUUCAAUGUGCCAGGGCUUUCAAUGGAUUAUUUCAUCCCUCCUGCUGAUAUCUAUGAUGCUUCUCCAUGAUUAACUGGCAUUAACUAUGUUUUUGACCUAAUUGCAAUACUGGUGGGGUUUGUGGUGUAUUUAAUCUUCAAGUGUAGUAUGUAACCGGUUUCCAAGCCACGAAGAACAAAAUAACCAAUUCAAGCAUGGGAUGGAAUAAGAAGUUAAGUUUAUUAGGUAUUCACAGGCGUUAAAUCUAUAAUAUAGCUAGGUGAAAAGUUGUAUUCAUGCUUGUUACAGUCUUCCCAAGUCUACUUUUGAGUUGGUACUGACAAAUUGAAAAUCGGAGAACGAAUCUUACUGA
Molecule: messenger RNA, 1713 nt
Organism: Populus euphratica (Euphrates poplar)
Lineage: Eukaryota; Viridiplantae; Streptophyta; Magnoliopsida; Malpighiales; Salicaceae
Exons: 3
Coding region: 285-1430 (381 amino acids)
Source: RefSeq, a predicted model, not a curated record